Dermochelys coriacea (leatherback sea turtle) is the source of this 2380-nucleotide messenger RNA. It is a transcript of the gene DBP, whose product is annotated as D-box binding PAR bZIP transcription factor. Gene Ontology annotation, biological process: regulation of transcription by RNA polymerase II. Lineage: Eukaryota; Metazoa; Chordata; Testudines; Dermochelyidae. The transcript has 5 exons. Gene Ontology annotation, molecular function: DNA-binding transcription factor activity, RNA polymerase II-specific; RNA polymerase II cis-regulatory region sequence-specific DNA binding. Gene Ontology annotation, cellular component: nucleus. The coding region runs from base 705 to 1634 and encodes 309 amino acids. The record is from RefSeq and is a predicted model, not a curated record.
UCCCACCCUCCGGCUUCCUAUUGGCCAAAUCUAGGUCAGUGCUCGCCUUCCCCCGCCCAUCGCCUCCCCCCCCCCAUGGCCCGGACACAUGACCGGGCCGGGCGCACGAGUCUGGGCCUUGGCAAACAUUCCCAGCCCGCCGAUUGGCUCGGCCGGAGGCCGCUCGGGUUCAGGCCCCGCCCACUUCUGCAAGCCCCGCCCCCUUUCCCCCAAAGCGGGGAGUCGGGCAAAAAAAGAGAUUAAAAAAAAAAAAAAAGCCACCCAGCAGCCACCGACAGCUCGAGGCGCUGGCGGAGAUCGGGGGGCCGCUGAGCUGAGAUCGGGGGGGCGCAAACUUCCCAGCAACGCUGCACCCCCAAAACCUUGGGGGUGCCCCCGCCAGGAGAGGCCGCGGUGCUGGUGGGAGGAAGGAAGCUCUGGCUCCUGCCCUGCGGACCCCCCACCCCCGGGCCACUGUGACACUGGCAGGCGUGAGAAGUUUUUUUUCCUGCUGCAGAGAAGUGGGUGCCCGGGAGCUGCCAGGCUAAGGGGGGAGCCGGCUGUUUUGGGGAGCUGGGAUUUUUUUUUCAGGGUCUCCACAGCAGGGAUUUGCUGGAGCGUGUUGCCGGAGCAGAUCCUUUCAGCUGCAAGGGAUCAGCCGGGAAGCUCUCCUGGCCCUUGGGAUCCCCAGCUCCCGUGGGCACAGCGGGGAUCCCCGACGGGUCAUGGCCAGGCCAGCGGCCCAGCUGGGCGCCACGGAGCGGCUCCCGAACCCUUUGUUCUCCUCCCCGCCGCUGGGGGUGCCUGGGGCCAGCAUGGUCAGCCUGAAGAGCCUCCUGCAGGGGCCCAUCAAGAGCCCGGAGCGCAGGCCCAAGGACCUGACCACCUGCCUGGCCAAGGAGAAGGAGCGGAAGAUGGAGGAAGAGCUGGGGGGCGCCCGGGCAGGACAGUGUGCCUACCUGGGCUCCCUGCUGUGGGAGCGCACCCUGCCCUAUAGCGAGAUCGAGUACGUGGACCUGGACGAGUUCCUGCUGGAGAACGGGCUCCCCCCCAGCCCGGCUCAGCCACCCUUCUCCCCAGCCAGCCAGGCCACCAGCUCGCCCUCCAGCGGCAUCGCCGUCGACCUCAGCCGCCCGGCCUCCUGCACCUCCUCCACCUGCUCCUCGCCCGCCGAGUGCCUGGGCAGCAGCGACGGGGACCAGUGCUGUGCCACCGCAGGUCCGGUGACCCCCGCCUCCCGGAACACGCCCAGCCCGGUGGACCCCGAGGCAGUGGAGGUGCUGAUGAACUUUGACCCUGACCCCGCGGACCUGGCACUAUCCAGCGUCCCAGGGCACGAGACCUUCGACCCCCGGAAGCACCGGUUCUCAGACGAGGAGCUCAAACCGCAGCCGAUCAUGAAAAAGGCGCGGAAAAUUCAAGUGCCGGACGAGCAAAAGGAUGAGAAGUACUGGAACCGGCGCUACAAGAACAAUGAGGCAGCCAAACGCUCACGGGACGCCCGGCGCCUCAAGGAGAACCAGAUCACGGUGCGGGCCGCCUUUCUGGAGAAGGAGAACGCCGUCCUGCGGCAGGAGGUGGCCAGCAUCCGCCAGGAGCUCUCCCGCUACCGCACCAUCCUCACCAAGUAUGAGUCUCAGCAUGGCACCUUGUAGGAUGCCGGCCGCCUGCACCGCCACACACCCCGGCCCCCCCGCGGAUGGCGGGGAGGGGCUGCUUCCCCACAGCAAGGGGGUGCCCUUUUUCCCCUUCCCCAGCUCCUGGGCUCUCCCUGUGCGGGGGCGUUUGGGCUCCAGCCAGCUCCAGCGGAUGGAGGUGACUGUCCAGGAGCAAGGAGAGACAUUGGCUCGGAACCGGACCCUGCUCCCCCUUCCCUGGCAGAAGUGGGGAGCCCAGCUGACUCUUUCCCGGGGAGCGGGCCGGAGUCGGGGGGGGUCUGAACUGGUGACGUGUCGUCCCCCCCCCAGCCCUGCAGCAGGAUGAAGCAGGGGUUUGGGUGGGCAUGCGCACACACGCGCCCCACCCCACCAAAUGGAAGAGGUGGGUGGGAGGCACAGAGCCAAUCGGUGGCGGGGUUAUCUGAUGAGGGGGGCUGGGAGCCAGGACUCCUGGGUUCUAUCCCCCACUCUGGGAGGGGAGUGGGCUGGGAGCGAGGACUCUUGGGAGGCAGGACACCUGGGUUCUGUGACUGGCUCUGCCACUGUCUAAUGUGACCUGUGUAAGCACCGCCAGGAGAGCCUGUCAUUGCCUCAGUUUCCCCAUGGUGCCCACGGGGCGGGGGGGCAAGGGCUCCCCCUGAUGGCCGUGUCCCCCCAGCUGUACCGCUUCCUGGCGCGCCGCACCAGCUCCCGCUUCAACAAGGUCGUCCUGAAACGCCUCUUCAUGAGCCGCACCAACCGCC